AUGGCCUCAGAAACUAUCGAGACAGCCUUCCAAACCGCCAUCACCUCGGGGAAGGUCAAAGGCGGCGUCAUCUGCGCCACCAACGCGUCAGGCUCGUUCACAUACAAUGCCGCCCUCGGCGAGCGCACCCUCCUUUCAGGAGAAAAGCGCCCGCAGCAGCUCGACGACAUGCUCUACCUCGCAUCGGCCACCAAACUGAUCGCCAGCAUCGCCGCGAUGCAGUGUGUCGAAGACGGGCUCCUCUCCCUCGACGGCGACCUCUCCAAGCUCGCGCCGGAACUCGCCAGCCUGCCCGUCCUCGCGAGCGACGACGAGGGCGCCCAGCCGGUACCCGCGCAGCGGCCCGUCACGCUCGCGAUGCUGCUCACGCACACCUCCGGGCUGAGCUACGACUUCUUGGUGCCGCGGCUGGUGCGGUGGAGGCAGCGCAACGAGACGGAGCCGGCGGCGGGCGCGCGCCGGCCCGUCGAGGAGGCCUUUGCUUACCCGCUAGCCUUCCAGCCGGGUACCGCGUGGAUGUACGGGCCCGGGCUGGACUGGGCCGGUCGUAUUGUGGAGCGCGUUACCGGCGUCUCGCUGGGUGACCAUGUGCGUCGCCGCAUCGCCGCGCCGUUGGGGAUCGCGCCGGAUGAUGCGCAGUUCUACCCCGUGAGGGGGGACGGUGUGCGUGCGCGUCUGGUGGAUUUAAACCCGGAGGAUCCGGAGGGGGUGGGGCGCGCUGUGUUGGGUGGUGGAGGAGAUAUGAACAGGCGCAGCCAGGGGGACUUUGGCGGUCAUGGCAUGUCUAUGACCGGGGAGGGCUAUGUCAAGGUGUUGCGGUCUCUGUUGGCCAAUGAUGGGAAGCUACUGCAGCCGAAGACGGUGGAGGAUAUGUUCCAAAACCACAUCGGCCCUGACGCAGUUGAGGGGCAUCGUGCUGCUAUGCAGGGUCCGACUGGGGUUUUUUUCCGGGUGGGAACGGACGCAGGGACGAAACUCGGUCAUGGUCUCGGCGGCCUGCUGAUGCUGGAGGAUCUUGAGGGCUGGUACGGCGAAAAGACCAUGUCAUGGGGCGGCGGCAUGUCUUUUGCUUGGUUCAUUGAUCGCAAGAAUGACCUCUGCGGACUUGGUGCCGUUCAGCCGUCGCUUCCCCUCGCUGGCGAGACGGUGGAGGGCUUGAAGCAGACUUUCCGCCAUGAUAUUUACCGCAAGUACGCCGAAAUCACUGCCUUGGUUCAAGACCUCGAGUCAGUGGGCUUUCAGACAGAGCUGCGAGCCGGCCAUGACGACACUCUUCUAGCCUUUGUCAAGGCUCCCCGUAAGAUUCUGGGAAGCUACGUCUACAAUUCUCGACUCAAGGACUGGCUGUAUGGAAUCGUCCAGACCCAUCCUGGUGGGGCGAAGAAUGCUGUUGUCGACGGCGCAUUCGAAGCCGAGGACAUCCUUUCCGUUUACCAUUUGGUGAACUGGCCCAAGUCCAAUGGCGGAGCGGGAAUCACCCCUGGCUGGGGCCAGUGGGAGAACAUCGACAGCAUCUUCCCUCUGCACGACGAACCCACCAACGUGUCCCUUUUGAAACACUUGAGCAGUCGGUUCUUCCUGACCAACAGUGACCUCGAUCAGAUCCGGAACCUGUUCGGAACGAAGUAUUGGAAGAUCCAGCAGAUCGACCUCAGCAUCAGAUGGGACGUCAAGGGCGUCGGUACCGUCAAAGUGAACCGCCCUCAGUUCCGAUGGGAGAGAAUAGUCGUGGACAGCACAGGCCGAAAGAGGCACUACGUUUCGAAACGAAAGCAAGUUUUGCGUCAGCUCCUACAGAUUCCAGUCAUGGCCGCAGCAACUCUCGUUCUGGGCAUAAUCAUACUCGGCGUCUUUGCUCUCGAGACGCUAGUGUCUGAAGGCUACGACGGCCCUUACAAGAACAUCAUUAUCAACGGUCACCUCGAGUCCAUUGCCACCCUGAUUACAGACUUUGAGAACCACCGGACGGAGGACAAUUACGACAUGUCACGCACGCAAAAGUUCUUCUUUCUACAGAUAAUCACGAACUACCUCCCGAUCUUCAUCACCGCCUUUCUCUAUGUUCCGUUCGGCGACCGGCUCAUCCCUCAGCUCGAGUCUCUUGCUAGGAAACUUGCCGGGUCCUACGUGUCGAAGCACCUGGGACAUGUACACAAUCAUCACAUUGACGGAGACAGACUACGCACCGAGAUCAUUGCCCUGACGGUUUCUGGCCAACUGUCGUCGUUCUUCGAGGAAAACUUGCUGCCGGUUCUUAAGCGCAAAUUCUUUGAAUGGUACCGCAACUUUCGUACCACCGAGGCCGAAUCCUCCGACUUCUCCUCGAUUGCCAACGAUGACCCAAACGAAACGGAAAUCCUCGAAAGUGCACGGAGGCAAGCAACUUUAGAACCGUAUAACGUCCAAGACGACAUUGCUGAGAUUGCCCUCCAGUUCGGGACUUUAGCCCUCUUCUCUCCCGUCUGGCCCCUGAUCUCAAUCGGCUUUUUCCUCAACAACAUCAUCGAAUUGCGAACCGACUUCUUCAAAUUGACUCAAGGGCAUCAACGUCCCGCCCCUGUUCGAACGGACGGCAUCGGUCCAUGGAUUGCCUCGCUCGACUUCCUCGCAUGGGCCGGCAGCAUUUCGACUGGUGCUAUCGUCCACCUCUACAGUUCCAAAACCAUAGCCGGCGGGGCGUGGUGGGCUCUCCCCAUCACCAUCUUCGUGAGCGAGCACAUCUUCCUCGGCCUGCGUGCCAUGGUGCGCUUCGUCCUCGACCGGAUCGGCUCCGAGCACAUUCGCAAGCAGAGGAAUGCGCAGUACCUCUCGCGGGUCAAGCACUUGGAGGAGAUCGAGGCUAACCGAAAGGCCAACCUCAUGGUGACACCCGCCGAGAGGGAACGCGGGAGGUCGAUACGGGCGACAAGCAGCGAUGCCUUCUUUGCGAAACAGGUUGAAGAAGGCCCCACCCCAGCCCUGCGCAUAUACACGGCCCUCAGCCUCGGCAACAGCACCACAUCCCCCACACAAUACUGCACCGUCUUUUUCUCCAGCGGCCGCGCCGCAAACACAUCCCCAUCCCCCGCCAACCCCGCCUUGACCGCCCUCUUGACGGCCAACCACUCCUCGGCAUCACACUCCCCGACACACCCUUCUCGGCUCAGUAGCAAGACCAGCAGCAGCGGCAGCAGCAGCAGCAGAAAGACUCGGCACGAGAUCCGCCUCGACGCAGCGCGCCAGCCCCCUGACAAAGCGCCCGCGCCGCCACACCGGCCGCGUCAGGAACUCGAGCAGCUGCAGGUCAAAGACCCCCGCCAGGCGCACGCCGUGCAGCCACCACAGGGCGUCGGCGUCGGCGCGGGCGUCCCAGAGGCACUUCUCGAUGGAGGCGUCUUCGAGGAUGGUUUUGAGGGUUCGCUGUUGUUCUUGUUGUUGUUGGUGUUCGUGAUGGUGGCGGUCGUGGAGUUGGGAGGUUGA
Chaetomium fimeti is the source of this 3459-nucleotide messenger RNA. RefSeq names its product calcium-activated chloride channel-domain-containing protein. The record is from RefSeq and is a predicted model, not a curated record. Gene Ontology annotation, cellular component: cortical endoplasmic reticulum. Gene Ontology annotation, biological process: chloride transmembrane transport. The coding region runs from base 1 to 3459 and encodes 1152 amino acids. The transcript has 7 exons. Lineage: Eukaryota; Fungi; Ascomycota; Sordariomycetes; Sordariales; Chaetomiaceae. Gene Ontology annotation, molecular function: chloride channel activity.